AUGGCUUUAAUAACUGGCAAAUUUAAUGACGAUCCAAAGCAAUCCCCACAGCAGCAAUCGUCACAACAACAAUUUACACAGCAGCAAUCCUUGUAUCAGCAACCUACUAUUUUUUUUACUAAUAAUGAUGAAGGUGUUAAUCCGGAUCUCUAUCCACAAUGUGAAGCUAAGGUGGCUGAAUUAGAAUACUUAGCAAAACAUCUUAGAGAAGAAUUGACUAUUAAUAACUUACGGCAUAUAAAAAAUGUAGUUAAUAAUAUAGAUCGCGUAUUCACUAUGAUAAAUGAUAUCAAGUCAUCACAAUGUAAUUCAAAGUGUACUAAUACUUGGAAUGUGAAGCCAUGGACAAUGUUUUUGUAA
Messenger RNA from Dentiscutata erythropus, 360 nucleotides. NCBI's taxonomy places the organism in Eukaryota, Fungi, Glomeromycota, Glomeromycetes, Diversisporales, Gigasporaceae. The record is from the annotation of a GenBank genome assembly.